Colias croceus (clouded yellow) is the source of this 908-nucleotide messenger RNA. RefSeq lists its product as uncharacterized. The record is from RefSeq and is a predicted model, not a curated record. The transcript has 3 exons. Lineage: Eukaryota; Metazoa; Arthropoda; Insecta; Lepidoptera; Pieridae. Bases 287 to 835 code for a protein of 182 amino acids.
AGUUGACACCAACUACACAGUCCACAGAGAUUUGAGGUUAUUUCAUGUGUUUAUUGGAUAUCACUUGGAUAGCGCAGAAUAAUAUUAUUACUAUAAUAUAUUAUUACGUGUCUACGCAUUCUACGCAUUGGAAUUUGGAAGUUGGCAUUAUAUUUAUUAUAAUUAUUACUUGCUCUGUGGAAGUUGGGGCUUCGGAGUCACACAAUCUGUCACCUACCUUUAUGUUUUUUUCCGCUAGGAAUUACUAGAAUCAAUACUUUUAAAGUGAUCUUUUUGAGAUCGAGACAUGAGUUUAUCUAAAGGAAAUAUACGAAGAAACAGACCCCAAAAACACCAAAAUAGAACUGCAUUUAAAAAUGAUUUACACGAUACAAGUAAAAAGACAAAAAUAUUAAACUCUAUGCAAGUGUCUGGUGUUUGUAUUCGAUGUAGGGAAAUUAUUGAAUGGAAAAUUAAAUAUAAAAAAUACAAACCUCUUACUGCCCCUAAAAAAUGUGUGGGCUGUGAUGAAAAGGCAGUCAAACAUGCUUACCAUAUUUAUUGUAGUAAGUGUGCAAGUGAUAAACAUGUCUGUGCUAAAUGUUGUAAGCCUAUAGAUAUUGCUAAUUCUGAAGGGGAUGAACCAGAACCCAAUGAUACUGAAUUGCAAGGUUUAUUAAAAACCCUUCCUGAGAGAAAAAGAAGAACAGUCUUAAGGUAUAUCAAAAAACAAGAUGGUGAACAAACAAAAUCAGAUAUUGAAAAGAUUGUUGCGGAUAUGUCCACAUUUGAUUUAGAUGAUUCGUCUUUUGAUGGAUUUUCAAGUGAUGAAGACUCUGAAUAUGAAGAACCCUAGAUUUUUUUUAUUUCAUUUCUAAAUCCCUGAUGCAGAUAUGUGGAUUAUAGAACAGUAAAAUCAGAAAACUUAA